Acanthoscelides obtectus is the source of this 835-nucleotide messenger RNA. The record is from the annotation of a GenBank genome assembly. NCBI's taxonomy places the organism in Eukaryota, Metazoa, Arthropoda, Insecta, Coleoptera, Chrysomelidae.
CACCGCGCUGGUGUGACCGGUGUUAUUUACCGUUCUGAAAACUGAGCACCGCAUGGACAGCGGUGCGAUUAUCGCUAUCGCCUUACUGCGUCGGUGUGGGGAUGCUUUAAACCUCCCGCAAAACGCGCGUCGUUUUGCAUAAAAUAUACCUUUGUUCCUAAUUGUCGUAAUAAGUUAUUUGACAUCAAACGAGGUUAAGAUUACGACCGAAGAUGGAGAAUUUUCCAGUUUUAAAAGUGGUAGACUUACUAAGAAUGCUGAUGCUAAUUUAGGUGCAAACUGCGUCAAAGAUCUUGGUGAAGCGUCUACCACCAAACCAAGUAUGAUAUUUUCUGAGGAAAACAAAUUAGAUGAAGCAAUAACAAAGAACGUCUGUCUAUAAAAAAAUUUAUGGGGUUAUCAGGUGCUCAUUCAAUAGCAGAGUAUGGUGAAGCGUCUUCUAGCAAAUUGAAACCGAUAUCCUCCAGAAAAAGUGAGGAACGUAUAUGCCAAUCACCUGGUAUUGGACAUGACUCUGCAGUAGCAUGUUCCAGCAAAUCAAGUGAGCCACUCUUCCGGAAGGUAGAUGAAGACCAAAUAUCUGCGUUCUUUCACGUACACAGUGCUUAAGUGUGAAUUCAAAACCAUGUCCUUAAAUUGCUUCAAGAAAGCUGUCAAAUCUCAUAUUUGCUUGGGUCCAUAGUCUUAAUUAGAUUGCUAUAGAUAUAUUGUUAAAUGAUUCUUCACUUCUCUUGUCUACAUGUAGUAAACCUUGGUGCAACAUGUAUGUAUAUAUGUGUGUAUAUGUAUGUAUGUAUAUAUGUAUGUAUGUAUAUAUGUAUGUAUGUACAUGUGU